AUGGGCACAUUGGGACAGCAGUGGUUUCCCGCUGCAGAGCCCAUCCGCCAUCUGAGGAAGGUGACUGUAGCACAUGAGCCAGUGUAUGUGCAUUCCCAGGAUGAGUCCAAAGUGACAGCAGCCAAGUCCUUCCUGGACCUGCUGAGCACUCCCCAGGGCUCUGCUGUGGCCCAGAGUCUGGAGGGGUCACUGGCUGUGGGGCCACAGUUCUCCACCCUGGGCAGCCACCCAGUCCUGUGUGCCACCAUCCCUGGCCUGGUGCCCAAGCAAUUGCGCUUCUGCCGGAACUAUGUGGACAUCAUGCCUGGUGUGGCCGAGGGCGUGAAGGUGGGCAUCCAGGAGUGCCAGCACCAAUUCCGGGGCCGCCGCUGGAACUGCACCACCGUCAACGACAGCCUGGCCAUCUUCGGGCCCGUGCUCGACAGAGCCACCCGGGAGUCUGCCUUUGUCCAUGCCAUCGCUUCAGCUGGUGUGGCCUUUGCUGUGACCCGCUCCUGUGCAGAGGGCUCGGCCACCAUCUGCGGCUGCAGCACUCGCCACCAGGGCACCCCGGGUGAGGGCUGGAAGUGGGGUGGCUGCAGCGAGGACAUCGAGUUUGGCGGGAUGGUGUCCCGAGAGUUCGCAGAUGCCCGGGAGAACCGGCCAGAUGCCCGUUCAGCCAUGAAUCGCCACAACAAUGAGGCUGGCCGCCAGGCCGUCGCCAGCCACAUGCACCUGAAGUGCAAGUGCCACGGGCUGUCGGGCAGCUGCGAAGUGAAGACCUGCUGGUGGUCGCAGCCUGACUUCCGCGCUGUGGGCGACUUCCUGAAGGACAAGUACGACAGCGCGUCUGAGAUGGUGGUGGAGAAGCACCGCGAGUCGCGUGGCUGGGUGGAGACGCUGCGGCCGCGCUACACGUACUUCAAGGCGCCCACCGAGCGCGACCUGGUCUACUACGAAGCCUCGCCCAACUUCUGCGAGCCAGACCCCGAGACCGGCUCCUUCGGCACGCGCGACCGCACCUGCAACGUGAGCUCUCACGGCAUCGACGGCUGCGACCUGCUGUGCUGCGGCCGCGGCCACAACGCGCGCACCGAGCAGCGCCGCGAGAAGUGCCACUGCGUGUUCCACUGGUGCUGCUACGUGCGCUGCCAGGAGUGCGCGCGCGUGUACGACGUGCACACCUGCAAGUAGCGCGCCUGCGCGGGGCAGGCGCAGAGGCCGCCGGGAGGCGCCGACCGCCCCGCCUCUGAGUUGACCGAGAGCGGGCGCGGUGCGUCACUCCUCGGCCUAGGAGUCCCGCCUUCCCGACCGGGACCUUCCGAAGAACGCCUGCAGCCCCCGCUCAACCACCGAGCUGUCCGGGAGAAGAAGGACGCCUGACCCUGCCCUGCACCCCACCGGCAGCCCGGACGCUGCUCUGCUGCUGCCCAGCUGUCCCAGCUCUCCGGUGCCCCUGCCGACCCCACGGCGUUGUGAGCUGCUGGGAGACGAGGGCUUCAGCGCACACUCAGGCUGCGGACGGAGGGCCCGAGCCUGCAAGAGAGCGGCCGGUCCAGGACAGCUCUGCUCGGCCUGCCACUGUGAAUUUUUCCCUCCGGGUAGGGAAGGGAUGGGCCAGAAAGGGCAGCUGCCCGUCCUUCCCUGGCGUUGGAAUUGGGGGUGUUAAUUUUAUAUCUGUUGCUGCUAUACCUACCUUCCACUGGAGUUAGACAUGUUUCAUUUUGAUUUUCUUUUCUUUCUAUGAAAGAAAUUAUUUUACUGAUAAAACAUGAGUUUUGAAUAAUGGGGAAAGUUGAAGAAACAACCUAAUCCUGCUCAGACGCUUCGAAGAUGCCCACCAACCCCAGAACUAACUCCAGCCCCUUGGCUGCUUCUGCCUACUGCCUGGAGCCCAUUAUCGUCCCAGGGACCCUGGAAGGGGCCUGGAAGGACCUAGGAACCUGGAACUGACUAGCAGGGUGGCUGCUGCUGUCCUGCCUUUCUCAGGACCACCGAGCCCUCCAGCUCAGUGGCAUCCCAGGAGCAAGUUGAGUGAGCCACAACUACAUUGUCAGAGCCCAGCAGGGGUGCCCCAUGAUCUAGGGUGGGAGGGUAAAGGUGGGGUUCCCUGGGCAUCAUGGGCAGCUCCCAGCUCCCGGGACAAGGCAGGACAGCAAGGGACAGUGCAAGAGGAACACGAGGUCAGGGCAGGGUGAGUUGGGC
Fukomys damarensis (Damara mole-rat) is the source of this 2184-nucleotide messenger RNA. It is a transcript of the gene Wnt3a, whose product is annotated as Wnt family member 3A. Lineage: Eukaryota; Metazoa; Chordata; Mammalia; Rodentia; Bathyergidae. Gene Ontology annotation, molecular function: cytokine activity; frizzled binding. The record is from RefSeq and is a predicted model, not a curated record. Gene Ontology annotation, biological process: multicellular organism development; canonical Wnt signaling pathway; cell fate commitment. Gene Ontology annotation, cellular component: extracellular region. The transcript has 6 exons. Bases 1 to 1173 code for a protein of 390 amino acids.